Messenger RNA from Photinus pyralis (common eastern firefly), 4946 nucleotides. Its product is annotated as probable ATP-dependent RNA helicase DHX34. Bases 1174 to 4539 code for a protein of 1121 amino acids. Gene Ontology annotation, biological process: nuclear-transcribed mRNA catabolic process, nonsense-mediated decay. Gene Ontology annotation, cellular component: intracellular anatomical structure. Gene Ontology annotation, molecular function: ATP binding; RNA binding. NCBI's taxonomy places the organism in Eukaryota, Metazoa, Arthropoda, Insecta, Coleoptera, Lampyridae. The record is from RefSeq and is a predicted model, not a curated record. The transcript is spliced from 3 exons.
UCUAAUCUGGUUCUCUCUAUUUCUGUAAAAAAAUGUCGCGAAGAAUUCGUCCAGGUUGAACCAUAUGUGUGGCACAGGGUAGGCGUCUUUUUUUGACGCCGAAUUGCGCACUGGAGUAGAAGCUCGAUUGCGGUACUGAGGGUCCCUGGUUGCAAUCCGGGCUUUGGCAUAGAUAUUCGUAAAUGUAUAAGAGGCUGGGUUGGUAGAGCAGCCUCGUCUACUUAAAAAUAAGGGGAGAGUCUGGCUUCUCUAACGUGUUUGGCCAUACCUCCUCCUCUUUGCCUAUACUGGGGUCUGUGGGAAAGUUGUAAUGUUGUUGUCCAAGUAUUGGUGACCUUGACAUUGAUUAUUUUACACAGCGCCCCAAGGGUUUUUAGUGGUACUACGGGCUAUGAAAUUGUUAAAGUUAUUCUUUAUCUUGAACAGAUUCUUGUAUUCGCUACCCCGUAUAUUAUCCAUAGGGGCUGUUUAUUGUCUUCUGGGACCGUAGUGAAGGUAGCAGCCAAAAAGUAGCAGCCGAUUUAAUAGUUUCUAUUCAAAAUAGGGCGUGGUUUUCAGGGGAGUGACCUGUUUGCAGUGACUACACACUGUUGCCACAUAUUAAUUCGGCUGCUACUUUCACUACGGUCUUCUGGGGCCUGCUGGUAACGCUUUCUGACCUUUCUAACGUCCGGCUUUUUAUUAUUGAGUUCGUUUUCCCACCAUAUUUCAUACCCCCCAGAUCCCUUGUGCUACGUUUUUCUUCAAAAUGUGCAGCCCUAAGGAUUCUCGUGCCAGUUUUCUAUUCAGGAUUAUCGAAUCUUGUUUUCCUGUCGAAGAUUUCAUGUUCCACUGACUCCUGGUGUUACGUUGGAUGGUCCCUUUCCAGAAAUUGUUUAGGUGCUAUGGGAACUAUACGUUUUCAGGAAGAAUGUUGAACCGGUGUCUGGUGGGGUAUUCCAGCCAAGCGUCGGAGGAUUUUAAAAGGUGUAGCUCUUUUCCUAGGGCCCCUGGGGGUAUUCCAAGUUUUAUAUUUGAUCGUCUUGCCCAUGUAUGGGAAAGGUUUUUAUUUGUAUGUAUUUUAAACGUGUAUGACAAAUGUCUCUUCGAUUAUGAAUUAUAAACCCUAACCUCACUUUUUAUGUGACUUGUUUACGUUUUCCAUUUGGGGCUCUGUUAAUCAAAUCAAGUGCCAUGCAUCGUCGAGAUUCUUAUUCUAAAUACAAAGAAGACCGUAGGCAUCCUUCAAGAAAAAGGCGAAGAUCUCCUUCGCCUCAGGCAUCCUCGUCUUCGAAAGAGAAACCACCAGACUUGCAAGCGAUUAUCAACAUCAACAGGCACCAUUUCAGCUCGUUCCUUCAAAACCACCUGAACGUAGGAAACGCGGACGACUUCUGGAAGUUCUUCGAGAAAUACCAAACGAUCCAGGCCCACUCGACGGACUCCGCGAACUUCGACAAAACGAAUCUCCUAAACGUCAACUUCGACCGGUCCCCGGCUCAGCUGUACAACAAGCUGCCCGUCAACGUACCCGAAGCGUGCUUCGCGAAAUUCCUAAACUCGGUCCUCGUCUACCAGGACUUUCAGCAGAAAUCGAAAUUUUCCAAAUUGAGAAAGCUCCGCAGGGCACAGUCGGAUCUGCCGAUCGCGCAGUACAAGCGCGUCCUGAUCGAAAUGCUAGAGCGAAAUCGCGUCGUGCUGGUCGCCGGCGAUACGGGUUGCGGUAAAUCGACGCAGGUCCCUCAGUACGUUCUCGAGGCGGGCUACAAGAAGAUCGUGUGCACUCAGCCGCGACGUAUCGCGUGCAUCUCGCUCGCGAAACGAGUGGCGUACGAGACGUUAACGGAUUAUAAGACGGUUAUCGGUUACCAAAUCAGGUUUGAGAAGACGAAACGCGCCGACACGUCAGUCGUUUUCAUGACCGAAGGUCUACUGCUCCGACAAACCGCCGAAGAGGAGACCAUCAACGCGUACGACGUUAUCAUUUUGGACGAAAUACACGAACGCCAUCUGUACGGGGACUUUCUGAUCGGAAUAAUGAAGUGCCUGUUGCACAAGCGCGACGAUUUCAAGCUAAUUUUGAUGUCGGCGACGAUUAACAUUGAACUAUUCAAGAGCUACUUCCAAGAGGAGGAGAUCGGCGUAAUCGAAGUGCCGGGCCGACUGUACCCGAUCGACGUCCAGUACUUGCCGAUCAUUUACGACUCGUACAAGCAGAAACGGGACCGUUUCGAUUGCAGCCCGUACCUUCGGGUAAUCCACAUGAUCGACGCGAAGUACCAACCGCAUCAGAAGGGCGAUCUGCUGGUGUUUCUCAACGGGUUCGCCGAGAUUUCGGCGCUGGCCGACGCGGUGAACGAGUACGGCCAGAUCAAGCAGAAUUGGAUCGUGCUCCAGUUGCACAGCAGUUUGUCGCUGGAGGAACAGGACAAGGUGUUCGAUUACGCGCCGGAAGGCAUGCGAAAGUGUAUCAUCUCGACCAACAUCGCCGAGACUUCGGUGACAAUAGACGGGGUCCGAUUCGUGAUCGAUUCGGGUAAGGUGAACAAGAUGAUCUACAACAACGUGGGCGGCAUCAACAAGCUGACCGAGACGAACAUCUCCCAGGACAGCGCGAAGCAACGCGCCGGGCGCGCGGGCCGCACCGGCCCCGGCAUUUGCUACCGAAUGUACUCGGAGGAGACGUUCAGGUCGUUUGACCCGUUCACCGUCGCCGAAAUUCACCUCGUUCCGCUAGAGGCGCUCCUCCUCAACAUGAUCUCGCUGGGACUGAGCGACAUCCAGAACUUUCCGUUCUUGGAGAAGCCGAGCGCCAGCGCGAUCGAGGAGAGCGUCGACAAGCUUAAAUUCUGCGGCGCCCUAAAGCUCGACGAGGACUAUCUCGUGUUAACUACUCUCGGCGAGUCGCUCAGCAAGCUGCCCGUCGACUUGACCAUUGGAAAAAUGCUGAUAAUGUCCACGCUGUUCGGCAACGUGAACUCGGUGCUCGCGCUCGCCGCUGUUUUAAGCGUGCAGAGUCCGCUCACGCAGCAGGCCUACCGCAAUUUGGACACGCAGAACGCGAGGAAGACCUUGGAGAGCAAUCACGGAGAUCCGAUAUCGCUACUGAACAUGUACAAGGAGUGGCUUUGCGUCAAGCAGGACACGGUUCCGAUGGAACGGCAGCCGAAGGAGAACUCCCGAACUUGGGCGAAGAAGAGAGGUCUGGAAGAACAACGAUUUUACGAGGUAACGAAACUGAUCCAGCAAUUUCGGGAAAUCCUGGAGGACGCCGAGCUUUUAUCGAAAAGAGCGCAGGGCGAGCUUUCGAGCGGCGAACGUUCGAUGCGCUACGGCGAACUGAAACAGCUGAAGACGCUCAGGCGCAACCUCAAAAACGAGGGUCGCAGCGCCCAGCGCAAACAGCUCAAGUUCCAGCGCUUCGACGUAGAGACCGACGAUCGAGAGGCCGGCGGCAAGCUCGACCUUCGAGACAUCGAGUUUCGCAUCACGAACGACUUCAAAAAGCUGCAAACUCUCCUGGACGACUCCUCGCCGGAGAGCUUCCGGGACCUGAUGAUGCUCAAGCUGAUACUGACGAGCGGGUUGUAUCCGCAGGUCGCCGUCGAGGACGAGCACAAUUACUCGAAGAGCGUCGCCGAGCGACUGUACCACACGAAGAGCAAGAACUUCGUCUUCUUACGUCCGCUGAGCUGUUUCACGACCAAUCCCGAAGUGCUCGAGAUACACGCGGACGAUAUCGACGUGCCGCCCCCGGGAUACUUCAGCAAGCGGCCGAUCAGCCGAAAGCACCAGCUGCUGGUUUACCAGUCGAUACUGGAGACUAAGAAGGUGUACCUGAUGAACGUGAUGAGGAUGCCAGCGAUUCAGACGCUGAUGCUCUUCGCGAAGACGAUCGCCACGAAUUUGACGCUCACCAAGUUCGUGUUUGACGAGUUUCUUCUGUGCGACGUCCCCGCCUUUGGGCAGGGCAAGACGUUACUGUUGCGCGCAGUACAACUGCGCAAAAAACUGAAGGAGAAACUGGAGGAGAAGCUCGGGGAUGUCUCGGCGAAGUGCGACCAACGCGACGCCUUCUACUUCAUCGAGGACCUCGUCAAGUUCAUGACGACCGAUGUCAGUUACAAUAUUAAACGACUAUUACCCGCGGACUUAAAGGUUAUAUACACGGACGAAUGCUUUCCGAGCCCGGACUCGAACCCGUUCGACUCGGAAUAUCGCGCGACACAGAACAGCGCGUACGGCGGGUUGCAGGUUACCGAGAACGUCGUCUACGGCUGCUUGGUGCAGGAGGAGUGGGCGUGCAUGAUCGAACAGCAGAUUUCGACUAUGACCUACACGUGCGCGAGUUGCGGGGGGGAAAUGGCGGGGGUGUCGGUGCUGAACAUUAUGCAACACGAGGCGAGUUGUACGGUUUCAAAAGCCGAACAGCGGGCAGAAACAGUAGCGGAGCCAGUCGUUGUUAAAGCAAACUCUCAACAGUAUUAUUGUGAUAAAUGUGAUAAAACGCUUAUGUUAGCUCCUAUUGAUAUAUUAAAGCACAAAAGGUCGUGCAAUUAAUUCCAAAACUCUCAUUCAAUUUGCAAAACAUCAAAAACAAAAUUAAGACCCUGAAAGAGCGGUUUUUAGGGCUUGUUGUUUUACACAUACCCCGCACGCAGGCGUUCGAUAGACAAUUAAAUAAAGAAAUCUUAAUUAUUAAAUAAUUCAAUUGAUCUGAUCGUAACAAAAUUGCGAUAUCGCAAUCAACGGUGCUUUAAGUGUGAUCACCUGGGUCACCAGACGAUAACAUGUCCUGAAACGCCUUAGAUCGACGAAAAGAAUUCCUCAAUUCUUAACGAAAACGUAAAGAAUCGCGGUGUCAAAAUAUCGCGAACAGUUCCCAAAACCUGUUUUGAACCUCCUCUUUUCUAGAAAAAGAAAGAAGACCAAAUUCACAUUUGCAAAUUUUAGGAUAGCGCAGCUGC